Molecule: messenger RNA, 5510 nt
Organism: Aplysia californica (California sea hare)
Lineage: Eukaryota; Metazoa; Mollusca; Gastropoda; Aplysiida; Aplysiidae
Exons: 5
Coding region: 189-4904 (1571 amino acids)
Biological process (GO): negative regulation of intrinsic apoptotic signaling pathway in response to DNA damage
Cellular component (GO): nucleus; cytoplasm
Source: RefSeq, a predicted model, not a curated record
ACGAAUUCUCCUUCCUCGAUUCCUCGUCUCCAACCAAUUCAAUCUUUCCUUGAAACUUCCUUCAUGAUGUUGAUUGUUGAAUUUUAGAGUCCAGAUCUUGAUCAAGGAAUCUAGGCUUGUUCCAGUCGUGGGUGAUGCAUUCGUGAUGAUGAGGGGGAAAUUCCAGCCUUGGGACUGACUGUUCAGAGAUGGCCAUGCAACGACGUGUGUUGUUGUCUGCGACUGUCAUAGAUGUUCUGGAGGGAUCAGUGACUUAUGCUGCAUGUCCAGAAUGUUACUCCAAGCUUACACAAGGGACAUGUCCAAAAUGUGGCUUUUGGUACACUCAGUCAGAGAUUUCAUACCGAUACCGUCUGUGUUUGGCUGUGUGCGAUGGUUCUGCUGUGAGCUUUGUGACAGCAUUUGGAGGCAUGCUCAAUCUGUUUUUUGGAACACCAGCCUCAGACUUCCAGCAAAAGUAUGUCUGCCCUCUUGAGAACCAGCUGGGCAGUUUGUCGACAAACACCGUCAAGGCUGCUGUGGAAGAGACGUUCGCUGGGAGAACUCUUGUGUUUGGUUUGAAAAUCUCCUCCCCUCUUAAUCCGAGAUGCGCAGCAGGUGCUGGGUCUGUAGACAAGGACAAGGGGAAUCACUCAGUACUCACACUACAGGACAUUAUAGAAAUGACGGGAGUUGGAGCAGACAUGAGGAACAAUUUUGUGGCUACUCAAGUCCUGCCCCAGACAUCACCACAGACGAGACAAACCGUUAGUCAUCACUUGGAUGUUCUGAUGGCUGUGCUUGCCAGAGAAGACGCCAACCACGCUGUUCUCAGCAGUGGCUCAGACGAGGCCCAGCUGUCUCUGUUGCUACAUUCCUUUCUCAGAGAGGCUAGGCCAGACCUGGAGCUGACUGAGUCAUCUGUUAGCCACUGUCCACUCAGUCCAGAGGUCUCGGAUGUCCUGUCGUCACGUUCCUCUCCCAGUGAUCUUGACCAUGUCUCGGUAGCUCUCAGCUGUGACAACUCAAGACUCAGCUCUGUUUCCUUUGAGUCCAUAGACAGACCAAAGUCUCAGAACCUUUCAGAUUCACGUAUCCACUUAAACGUUAAGUCAGUUUCGCCAAAUUGGAGGAACAGUUCUGAAUCUUUCAGAUAUACUGGGCCAUCGACUCCCCUUGAGCUUGAUAAAGAGACAAAUGACUUUUGUGAUAGAUCGCAGGAUGAUUUUAGAAAGAAAAACUGUCUCCAUGCCUGUAGCCAUCGCCAACAUUCCAAUGAUAGGUCACUCCUAGGUCAUGGCAGAUGGGAAUCAGGCGAUGUCCUUGAUUUACAUGACCAUUUGACCUGCCAUGUACAUACUUUUGAUGGUGGACCAAGGAGGUCAGUGAGGUUAAUCAACAGAGAAUUAGGGAAGGAUCUGCAAAACUUGAGAGGUAAAGAAAAUACCCACCAGUAUAUAGGGAGAGACAAGUCGUGUUCUUUACAUGAUCAGAUAAAAUCCCGAAGACAUGAGUUCAGUCACGUAGUUAACGCAGGCGUGUUAAAGGCUCAGCCUAACCAAGAGAACAUGAGGAGUGAAAGAGCAAAGAAAGAUGACAGAAAGAAAAGUUGGAAAGCUGGACAGACUUGGUGCAAAACUAAUCACUUUAGACGGCUGCGUAAAAUGUCUGGUGUGUGCCAUAACAAGUUUGGUGGUGACAGAUCAAAAGCUAGGCUGACACAUGAUUCAAAAAUUGUCCAGGAUGUGUCUAAAGGAAGCCCCCAGCUCCGUCUAAAAAAUGCAGAGACCUGCUCUUCUAUGGAGGUUCUGAGAAACAGUUUGUCUUGUUCCCAGAAUGCAUCUGCCCUUAUCUUUACGCAUGCUGCAUGUGGAGGGGAUCUAUCGGUAUUGUGUAGGACUCAGGAUAGAAGCCACUUUGAAUCAUCAAGCGACCGAUAUGGGUUUGAGGAUUCUCCACAGCUAAAAAAUAAAAACAUGUAUUCCUCUGACUUUUACAGGUUGUUGAAAACAAAUCUUAAGUCAUCUAAAGAAAGUACUGCUACCAUUCAUAAUGAGAAAUCCGCUACUGAUCUUAAAGAGACAAGUACUUCUGCUGAUAAUGAAGACCAUGAUUGUAAUAUGGGUGGUGGGAACUCAACAACUAGUGUUCAGGGUAAUUAUUUUUCUUGUUUUCCGGUUGCAAAAGAUAACAGCUGCUCUCAAACGACCAACCCUCCUGUUGCUGUUACUUGUGACCACCAACACAAUGUUUCUGUGAGAACAGUUUGUGAGAGCAAAACCCUUUCUCUGAAGAAACAGCUGGAGUUGCAACACUCUCCAACCACAUUGCAGCAACUGCCUUCUGAUCCUGCUGGUGGUCGUGACAGCUGUGAUGUUGGUGGCGGACUGAACUUGCUGGGGGCGGCAAUUAGUCCAAUGGGUGGUCAUCACACCAGUUUGGAGGAAAUGCCGGAGUCAGAAGAUUUUGAUCUUUUCAUGGCAGCCUGUGCUUAUGAUAAUGUGCAGCCUGUGCAAAUGACAGGGACACUCUCUGUUAGCAAAGAAGCUCAGUCUAGUGGUAAUAAAAAGUCGUCUGGUGGCUUAGGAAGAAAUAUUUGUGAUCCUACAACAUUAAUACAAGUGACAAGGGAGCCCUCUGAUGGCAGCACAGAACCAGCUGGGGGUCCAGAAGGAAAUCAUAAUUGUGAUGUCAUAAAGUCUCCCCAGGGGGUGGAUGCUCCCUCUGGGCACAACGGAGUAUGGACUAGUGGUCUCAUGAGAACUUUUUGUGACUCUAUUUCUUCACAAGGCCUAGCGCCUUGUGCUUACAACAGCUUGACUACAUCCCUGCAGGCAAUGGUAACUCCCUCUGAUGACAAUACUGACAUGGCUAGAGGCAAAUGUGACAAUGAGGAGGACAAUGCCAGAGAAAGAAACUUCUCACAACUUUUUGACGAGACUCGCCUUACAGACGCGUAUGCUCAGAGUAUCUCUGCCAAUGUCACUUUACGACGACACUGUACUCGAAAGGACAGGAAGAAGAAGAAGACAUCUCAUGUCACCAGGAAGUCAGGUGAGGCUGUUUGCCCCACGCUUGCUCAAAUAUCCCCCUGCGAGACACUGGAGUCCACUGACAACUUUCUGUGCUCAGCUGUGGAGCCACCAGAAUCUGAAGACAUGUGGAAGUUUCUGGAAGACUGUGAGCCAGCUUCAUGUGUUUCUUCUCAGGUUGAUCAUGGAGUUGAGGGCAGAAGUUGUGUUAGUUGUCUCCCCUUUCCCUCUAAGCAUAAUCUCGAGAUGACCAGUGAGCAACUCGGUCGCAUUCAGAAUACUAAAUUGCGUGGCGGUAUUGGUAGGCCUACUGCUCAAGGGAUCGUAAACUUCGACUCUCAGAGAAAAGCUAAAGAAAGGCUGUCUGUGGUUGUGAAACAGUCCGGAGCGCAGGAUGGCUGGCAGUGUGAUCUCAGAGACAGGAGGGAGAAAAGCGGAGAGACAGACAACACAAAUGAUUGUGUUUCUAGCCACAUUCUACAGCAGCAGUCUUUAUCAUUUGAUGAGAUAAAUAUUGAUUUUGACCACCUGAGAUUGCCUUCUGCAGGAAUUGAUCAAAAUGAAUGCAGGACACUAUAUGGUUCUGCCAAAAAUGGGUCAGAAGUCUCAAGGACUAAAUUUCUGAAUCCAAUUGAGGUCACUUGCGUCAGGGGACAAAGUCGUAAGUUGUGUCAGAAUUUUUUGUCAGGCUCAUUAGCUGACAGACCUGAUUCAUCUUUGGAAUUUGUAACUCCAGAUAUCAGCAGUGGUUUUCGAAAAUCUGGGUCUAACGGGGGUGUGGCUGAAGUUACAACUGCCCAGUAUCAUUAUGAGAACUCUCUAGAGUCAUCGCACAUGUCUGUGUGUCACACUGCAGCUCCUUCAGCUAUUUCCCCACUUCCUGUUGUUUGUAACAUCCAAUCAACCACACUACAGAAGUCCUCAAACCCUCCCCUGUGUAACGUCAGACUCUCUUUUUGUAACCAGUCUAUGGAUCUCUUCGCUUCUCCUGGAGGUUCUCAACAGACGGAUGAACCUGGUUCGCAAAGUGUUCAGAAUCGAACUCGACCCUCAUAUUCCUAUGUCAAUGAGACAAGCACCAUUUUCUCCAGUGACCCAGAUAGUCUCAGCUGUGAUAAGCUUAAACAGAACAGUAAGCUGAGUGUUUGUAAGAGGGUGCGUUUUUCUUCUAUAAGCAACCAGCUACAUUUCUACCACAACAAUUCAAGCUGCUCUGGCACUUCGAAUGUGACAGAUGUACGUGAUGUGUCGCCUGCUGUCCAGCUCAAGUCAUGCCUGAAGCCACAAGUAACACUUGACAAUGUAGCUGGUGAGUGUUCUUCCCAGGAUUUGUUUUCUGACAGAAGCUCCAACAUGACCACUGAGUAUAGUCAGAUUGGUUGUUCCUUGGUUGGGACAGAUGAUGGAAAUUCACCCUGUGUGACUUGUGAUGUCAGUUCCCCUGAUCUGUUUUCUCCGUCUGUUGUGUCGGAGUCUGUCCCUGGGUGCGUCUCUGUGUCAUGUACUGAUAGAUCCUCCCUGUGGCACCGAACAAUAACCUCCAUGGCGAUCCCCUCUAGUUUGGUGACCUUUGACCACAGUCCUGUGACUACAAGUGAGAGAAGUACUGCUUCACAUCGAUGGAGGCUUCUUACUCCCAAAGCACUGUUUACACCCAGGAGUCAUUGUCCUGACUCCUUGAGGCCAACAGGACAUACAGGUGUGGCUCAGGCUGUGAGGGAUGUUGUUCAACAGGAUGAGGACAAAAACUCAGAGGAUUUGUUUACGUCCCCGAUCUCCCCACAGCCCUUUGGUCAGGCAAGCAUCGUUUGUGAAGAUGGUAAUCUCUGUUCCAUCAAAGAAAUAUAUCCUGAUCCUAAAGAGGCAUGCUCCUCACCUGACUUGUUUAUAUGAUUGUUUAUGAUCUGGAUAAGUGGAAGAGAAGUGUAUCUGCACAGCAUCUCUGUUGUCUUUGUCUAUCUUUCUUAGUUUUCCCAGCACUAAAUGACCAUUAUUGAAUUGUUUGGAAAAAGUGCUUCUCUCUGUCUUCGUACACAAACAAACAUCACCUGUUGCUGAGGUGUGGUAACAGUGCCCACUAUGUGUCAUAGGUUGAGGUGUGAGAAUAAUGCUUUCUAUGCACCAUAAGUCGAGGUGUGGGGACAGUGCUUGCUAUGUGCCAUAGGUCGAGGUAUGGAACAGUGUGCCAUAGGUUGAGAUGUGGGAGCAGUGCCCACUACGUGAUUAGGUCAAGAUGUGGGAACAGUGCCCACUACGUACCAAGGUUGGUUGAGAUAUGUGAACAGUGCUUGUCAUGUGCCAUAAGUUUAGGUGUGAGGACAGUGUGUCCUGCUUGUAAUAAGUUGAGGUUUCAGGGAGGUGUGAAAUUAUCAAGGCUGGAAGCUAGGUUUUGUGUGUUUUGACGGGAAGUUUUCAUCUGUGUACAAUGGAACUCGGAUUCAACGAGGUCGCCGGGCCUGACCUAAAAUCUCGUUGAGUCCGAGUGUUCGUUAUAGCCAA